Molecule: messenger RNA, 531 nt
Organism: Lasiodiplodia theobromae
Lineage: Eukaryota; Fungi; Ascomycota; Dothideomycetes; Botryosphaeriales; Botryosphaeriaceae
Exons: 5
Coding region: 1-531 (176 amino acids)
Source: RefSeq, a predicted model, not a curated record
AUGACCACUUGCACGCCGGCCGAUGAGCAGUUUUUCCACGAACCUUACAACCCGCUCUACACGAUCGUGCCGACGAAGCCGGUCAUCGUGAAUCAAGACAACGACUACAACCGCUGUGUCUUCACCGAGCGCCCCCUAUGCGGCCCGUUGCUUUUUGCCAAUAAUGCCUCCGACGCCCGGGACCACUGUGCAAAUGAACGAACUUUCUUGUCAUGGCUGCGCCUCUCCAUAUACAUGGCUAUAGUGUCUGUUGCUAUAGUCAUCUCGUUCCAUCUCAAAGCCCAGCCAAGCGACCUGGAGCGACGGAUGGCACUGCCUUUCGGCAUCAUAUUCUGGCUGCUCUCUCUUGCAUGCCUUAUCUCGGGUCUGGCGACCUAUAUUCAGACGGUCACGCGGUACAGUCGAAGAAGCGCGCUUGUACAGUCAGGAUGGAAGACCCAAGUGGUCUUUACCGUGGUAGCAACCGCCAUCGUUGCAGCAUGCAUAUUGUUCCUCUCUACCAAUGCAAAGUCAAAUGAGUCGAGCAGCUGA